AUGGCAAUGGACAUCAUUGAGGUCAGCCUCCGUCAUAGGCAUUUGUUUCGUUUUGAAAACGAAACAAAUGCCUAUUCUUUACUCGGUUUUCUAUUCUAUUCAUUAGUAGUACCCUUAUCUAACAAACGUGAUUAUUGGUCAUCAUUCUGUCGGCAAUCGAUAGUUGCGGAUGUCAUUACACGCGAUCGAAUAAUGUAUUUAUUAUCAAUACUUCAUUUCCAUGAUAAUUCAAUUGAAAAACAUAAAUCUGAAAAGGUUGAACCAAUCUUACGUUACUUCAAUGAACGAUGCAAACUAAUUGUCGAACCAGAGAAGAACUUGUCGAUUGAUGUGCAAAUGAUAGCUUAUAAGGGAACAACAACACCAACAUCCUUCCGGCGAUACAUGCCAAAGAAACCUACCAAGAGAGGUUUCAAAGUCUGGACUCGAUGUGAAGUAUCAGCUUUUGUCUAUGAGAUGAUCUUGUACUGUGGUGCAUCGAAACCUGUGUCCAGUGCGUCAGUUCUAUCUGACUCAUCAUUGAAACGUGCUUCUCGUCGGCCAACAACAACAACAUCCAACGAUGUUAAGUCAGUUAAUGCACAGCGUGAAAGACCUCUCAAGCAAUAUGGGUCCUCGGGACUCGUAGUGCUCGAUUUGAUCAGAAAUGUUCCUGCUGGCUCUUCGAUAUUUGUCGACAAUUACUUCGCAUCUACUAAAUUAAUUAAAAAAAUGACUCAACUG
This is a messenger RNA of Didymodactylos carnosus, 723 nucleotides long. The record is from the annotation of a GenBank genome assembly. Lineage: Eukaryota; Metazoa; Rotifera; Eurotatoria; Philodinida; Philodinidae.